AUGGAUGCAAAGAGAAGGCAUCCUGGAAAUGUAGAUUAUGAUCCCAAGACUCUACAUUUGCCCCCUGAAUUUGUAAAGAGUCUAACAGGUGGCCAGAGACAAUGGUGGGAGUUCAAGUCAAAGCAUAUGGAUAAGAUGGGCAAAUUUUAUGAGCUUUUUGAAAUGGAUGCCCAUGGAGAACAACCUCACUGUGGUUUUCCAGGGAAGAACUUCUCGAUGAAUGUGGAGAAAUUGGCUAGAAAGGUUGUAAAACGUGAAGUAUGUGCGGUGAUUACAAAAGGAACACUAACUGAGGGGGAAUUUCUUUCAGCAAAUCCUGAUGCUUCUUAUCUAAUGACACUGACUGAAAGUAGCCAGGGUUUGACAAACCAAAUUUUUGAGCGGAUUUUUGGUGUAUGUGUUGUUGAUGUCACCACUGACAGAAUUAUCCCUGGACGGUUUGGGGAUGAAGCUGAGUGCAGUUCAUUGUGUUGUCUAUUAUCUGAGCCGAGGCCGGUAGAAAUUUUAAAACCUGCUAAAAUGCUUAGCUCUGAAACUGAGAGAGUGCUGGUGAGACAUACUAGAAAUCCCUUGGUCAAUAAGUUGGCUCCCCUCUCAGAAUUCGGGGAUGCAGAGAAAACUUUUCGGGAAGUCAAAACUAUCUCUAAGCAUAUUGGUGAGAAUGGAAGCCUUGCUCUCUCAGCUCUUGGAGGCACUCUCAAUUAUCUAAAACAGGUGUUUUUGGAUGAGACAUUUCCUAGAUUUGCAAAAUUUGAAUCACUUCUUUGCUCUGAUUUCUGUGAGGUUGCUAAGAAACCAUACAUGAUUCUUGAUGCUGCUGCCCUGGAGAACCUUGAGAUUUUUGAGAACAGAAGAAAUGGAGACUCUUCAGGGACACUGUAUGCGCAAUUGAAUCAUUGUGUGACACCAUUGGGAAAGAGGUUACUGAAAACAUGGCUAGCAAGACCAUUAUACCAUUUGGAAUCAAUUAUAGACCGCCUGGAUGCUGUAGCAGGUCUGCAGACUCCGGUGAAGAAAUCAGAACCUCUAAUGCUUGAACUAAACGGGGUAAAUCAGGCCAAGAUGCUUGAAUUUCGAAAAGUGUUGUCUAGGCUUCCAGACCUGAAGUGGUUGCUUGCACGCAUAUUUUCUGCCAGCGAAGCCAAUGGAAGAAAUGCAAAUAAAGUAGUUUUACAUGAAGAUGCAGCAAAGAAGCAGCUUCAGGAGUUUAUAUCUGCUCUACAUGGCUGUAAGUUUACGGCCCUAUCAUGUUCUUCACUUGCUGUCAUUUUGGAAAAUGUGGAGUCUGGACAGUUGCAUCAUUUGCUAACACCUGGUAAAGGUCGUCCUGACAUCCUUCCAAUUCUUAAACAUUUUAAGAGUGCCUUUGAUUGGGUAGAAGCCAACAAUUCUGGUCGUAUAGUACCUCAUGAAGGUGUUGAUAUGGAGUAG
Messenger RNA from Dovyalis caffra, 1431 nucleotides. Lineage: Eukaryota; Viridiplantae; Streptophyta; Magnoliopsida; Malpighiales; Salicaceae. The record is from the annotation of a GenBank genome assembly.